AUGGCAAUCCGCACACGUCGGACAGUCUCCCGCAGGCUGCUCACCUUUUCGGCAUUUUCGGUUCUUAUCGUACUGCCUCUGUACUUUUUGCUUCGAGCUCAACGUUUUUUCGUCCAGCAUGCUGGUAAUACGGUGGCACAGGACCAGAUCGCCUUUGCUUAUACCAAUAUCCACUUUGAGACGCGGACAAGGUACAUACCUCGUAUCAUACACCAAAUCUUCCAUACGCGGCAUGAUUCCCAGAAUGAAACCGUACCAGCCAUUUGGGACCGAGCAAGACAUUCUUGUAUAACCCUACACCAAGACUGGGAAUACAAGGUGAAAUCGCGAGACUUUAUAGAGAAAAAUUACCCCUGGUUUUUGACCAAGUACGACGGUUUUACCUUUCCAGUACAGCGUAUUGAUGGAUGUCGCGCAAACCUUGAACCACUCCUUUACUAUCCAGCAUGGCUCACUGACGGCGGACGUGGAAGUCUGAGCAAUAACAUCCUCGGCGCCAAACCGAACCACCCGUUUUGGGUCUUUGUUACCGAAUCGCUGCUCCGUCCCUCGUGGAAUUACCAUUUGCCAUACUUCACCAUUAGCUUUGAGACAGGCCAGUGGUUUCUUACAGAUGUAUGGCGACGAUAUCAUGGCGGACUGUCCAACACAGAGCCUGUGCUUGACCGUGUCAUGAUGGGUAGCAGACCGGGCUCAGCACCGUGGAUAUUCUUUAUGCGUGCAGGAGGUUCGUGGUGGAGUUUGGAUAGUGCAUGGUUUCUUUGGAUAGGGGCGCAUUUGUUUGCAUUUUCGUUCGGCGUUGUUGUCUUUCUUGGUGUAAUUCUUGCAAGGCUCUAUCGUGGUCCAAGAUUGGCAAGGGUAGUCGUGGCUUGUCGGAUGACGUAUCAAAGGAUUUAUAUCGAUAAAGAUGCCGUGGGGUGA
Pochonia chlamydosporia 170 is the source of this 921-nucleotide messenger RNA. Its product is annotated as mannosyl phosphorylinositol ceramide synthase protein. NCBI's taxonomy places the organism in Eukaryota, Fungi, Ascomycota, Sordariomycetes, Hypocreales, Clavicipitaceae. The record is from RefSeq and is a predicted model, not a curated record. The transcript has 3 exons. The coding region runs from base 1 to 921 and encodes 306 amino acids. Gene Ontology annotation, biological process: mannosyl-inositol phosphorylceramide biosynthetic process. Gene Ontology annotation, molecular function: mannosyltransferase activity.